Molecule: messenger RNA, 975 nt
Organism: Melitaea cinxia (Glanville fritillary)
Lineage: Eukaryota; Metazoa; Arthropoda; Insecta; Lepidoptera; Nymphalidae
Product: valacyclovir hydrolase
Exons: 6
Coding region: 35-877 (280 amino acids)
Source: RefSeq, a predicted model, not a curated record
UAAUCAAAAAUAGUAGGAAUAAUAAGUAAAUAAAAUGUUCACAAUAAGAAAAGCAGUAUCUUCAAAAUGUUUACGUAUUUCUCGUGCAUUUUUCGCUACUAAAACAUUACCAAAGGAAAACAAAAUAAAAAUUGGCAAUCGUGAAAUUAACUACUUAACUGUUGGUUAUGGACCUCACAAGGUUUUCUGUGCACCAGGUGCACUUGGUACUAUUUGGACAGAGUUUAAGCCGCAAAUUGAAGGCUUUAUGCAUGAUAAAUUUAGCUUAAUAGUCUGGGAUCCUCCAGGCUAUGGCAAAAGUUAUCCACCAGUGAAGGAAUUUACAGUCGACUUCCUCGAAAAAGAUGCUGAUGUUGCUCAUCAAAUGAUGCAGGAAUUACAAAUACCAAAAUUCUCAGUUCUGGGCUUCAGCGAUGGAGGAAUAACAAGUCUUAUUCUUGCUGGAAAAUAUCCAGAUACUGUCAACAAAUUAGUUGUAUGGGGUGCCAACUCCUUCAUUCUACCGAGUGAAGUAGAAUCUUACAAAAAAAUAAGAGAUAUCAACAAUUGGUCUAGAAGAGCAUUAGAACCGCUAAUAGAGGUUUACGGUAAAGAGAGACUCGCUACAUACUGGGCGAGCUGGGUUGACGCCAUGGUCACAAUAUACAAUACAAAACAAGGCAACAUUUGUUCCCAUCUCUUGAAAAAUAUUCAGUGUCCAACGUACAUUUUGUACGGAGAGAAGGAUCCGCUCGUUGAUUGUGUGCAUGUCUCACACUUGCACACACAUAUAAGUGGAUCGAGAAUUCAUCUAUAUCCGGAAGGGAAGCAUCACAUUCACAUGCGUUACUCCGCAGACUUUAACAAGAGGGUGCAAGAGUUUUUGUUACAAGCCUAAUGCAAAUUACUAAUUUUCAAUUCUCAUGUGCUCAAAUUUUUUUAAGAAAGUUGACCUAUAGUUUUAUAGCGUAACAUAAGAAAUGUAUUGUAGUGGCG